Paramecium tetraurelia is the source of this 1077-nucleotide messenger RNA. RefSeq lists its product as uncharacterized. NCBI's taxonomy places the organism in Eukaryota, Ciliophora, Oligohymenophorea, Peniculida, Parameciidae. The record is from RefSeq and is a predicted model, not a curated record. The transcript has a single exon.
AUGAUUAUUAUAAUCUUUAUUGCUUUAAUUUGUAAUUGUUAUGGACAAAUUGGAUAGACGAUAUGUUCAGACUUUUAUGAGUCCGAGUGUUUUUAAUCUGGGUAUUGUUAUUGGGAUGACUUUUAAUGCAAUCCACAACCUUGCCAUUUAGUGACUGAAUAGAACGCAUGCAGAACUGGAGGAGCAUUAUAAAUUGGUUGUAAGCCAGUUUCUUAUACUCCUCCUUAAUUUGUAGCAUCUUGCUAUAGUUCUGCCUAUACUAAAUAGAAGAUUUAUCUAUAUAGAUUUAUCUCAGACUUAUCACCAGAAGAUAGAUUCCAAACCUCAGUUACAAUUGAAUAACCUAGUGUGGAAGCAAUGGAAAAGUUAUAUAAACUUGAUUUGUUGUCUAGUUCUAAUUUUGAAUUGAAUAAUAUCCUUGAUUCAUAUCUAAAUCAAGCACCAAUUUUGAUUGGAGAAUAUUCUCACCCAUAUUAUUUGGAGAGGGCAAUUUAUGAAAGUUUACAAAAUGUUAGAGAUGAUCUUAAAAUAAUUAAAUCAGAAAGAAGCGAUACAAUGAUUAAGAUAUUAGAGUUGAUAGAUAUUUAUUAUUAGAGAUUAAACACAUAUUCAGAAAAGUACUCUACUUUUUAUAAUUUUGUGAAUUUCAAUCACAUUCACUUUAAAUAUUUGGGAUUUUCAUUUUAAAAUUUAAUUGAAUUAUCCUGGACCACAUAUCCAGAAAAUGGAUUCUUUUCAUUAACAGUCAUUUACCCAUAAAUAUUUGGUAUCCAAUCAGCCGUUAGUCCUAUAUUCAUGAUCAGAACAACGAAUUAAAUUAACUUAUAAUACACGAUGAAAUGGGCAAUAACUACUACUGACUUUGUAUAAUUAAGGAGGAUUGAUUUAGUCUCUAUGAACUUAUAUGAUGCUGAAUAUUUGCCUAAUUGCAUUAGUGGAUACUGCACAGUUAGUGUAUAUGGACCAGGCAAUUAUUUAUUUGUUACCCCAACCAUUCCUGAUAAUUGCAGUGGCAUCACGGAUCUGACAUUGUGCAUUUUGGCCAAGUGCAAUAUAGUUUCGAAUGCGUGUGUUUGA